GAUGAAAGCGCACCACGCCCCGACUGCUACCCCUUUUAGUGACGUCACACCGCGACGCUCGCGCCGACUGGCGUCUAACGGACCGUCGCCGUCCACAGUAGCUGUAGACGCCGCCACGCCUGACGAUGAACACAAGUUGUCGGCAAAAGAAAAUUUAAUUACUGAGUCAAACGCCGCCGUUGUCCUCACUGUGGUCGAGCGACUGCCCGACGACGUAGAUCUGGACGAAGAGGGAGAGGAAGAAGAGGACGAAGAAGAAGAGGAUAUGUGCGAAAGUCUCCUCACUGAUACACUAUCAAUACCUCGCACAGGAGACGGAGUAAAACAGCUGCAGACAUCCUCCAGACCAGUCAGACACGCCGCUAAAACUUGGGAUAGCGACAUGGUUUGGGGUCACGAAGCCCUUCGAAACGGCGGCGGUUGUUCAUCAUCCUCAUCAUCCUCACAAGAGAAGACAAAUGGGAAAAAUGAACCUGCAACGUUUAAAUGUCGAACGUGUAAUGAAGUAUUUAUGGAACGUGCCGCUCUUAAAAGGCAUUCAAGAAGACAACAUCGUAAUGACCGUCCAUGGCCAACAAAGAGCGCUUUCGGUACAACGCGGGAGCAUCGUACUAACGGAGGUCACGGUGACGCUGCCGUUGUCACUCUUAGUAAGGAACGCAUGCGGACGUUCGCAAAAGAGAUGAAAGAAGCAUCAAAGGCCGCUGAUAAAUUCGUUUGGUGCGCUCUAUGCCGAAAGAACAUAUCGAAAUUCUAUCUAAACACGCAUCUACGACUCCACACCGGCCAAAGGCCUUACAGAUGCGAUUUCUGUGGCUCCUGUUACACGGACGAUACCAAUAGGAAUAAGCACGAGAGGAACCAUGUUAAGGGUAGACCAUUUGCCUGUGAUGAGUGUGAUGAGCAUUUUAUUACACCUAGAUCUUUAAAAUUCCAUCUUCGAAAAGUUCACAAUAGAACAAAAGACGUACCAAGUACGGAUGAAAUUCUUGCGCAGGUAGCUAAUCAACAUGGGGUAAUAAGAGCGAUGAAUGGUAACGGAAGACAAGCCAGUAUGGACGAUGCUGAUACACCACCAUCACCACCUGCACAACGUAAACGUUCUAGUCCAAUUCAUACAACUGAUGAUAGUGGAGCCUGUUCGAGUGACUCAGAAGCAGCAUAUGCUUGUACAGACUGUCCAGAAAAUCAAAGAAGAACUUAUGCUUCAAGGAGUAGCUUGUAUCAGCACUACAAACGUUGCCAUAGCGGAAUUCGUCCAAACCCUCUUAAGCUAUCGAACAACAAGCCGAUUAAGAAGGAAACACUAUCUUAUGAAACGUCUGUUAAACGACGGCGCUACGACUCAUCUCCUCAAAUUGUGAGAGUUAAAACCGAAAAAGAGGAAGAGGUUCUUGAGGAAGCUACACUAGAGGAUAUUGAAAAUGUGUUUGGCUCAAUGGAAGAAUUACAGCGCGAGGAUUGGCCUCCUCCUCAUACAACUGCUCUUGUAACUGCAAGAUGUUCUCUGUGCGGUUCUGGAUUCGCCGAAGAUUCUAAACUUCGAGCUCACAUUGAAAACGUUCAUGGAUUAAAUCCGGAUCAAGCAUCCUCAUCUAACGGUUUCUGCCCACCAGGCUACAUGGACGCUCAAAAUGUUAUCUACUCUUUUCAGCAGCAACAGCAGAUGACAGAUGUCAGUCCUUCCGCUCGUCUAGCCCCACCAACGCCAGCUACACCAGAUGAUGAGUACGCGUCUUUCCUAAUGGGGGGCCAGCAAAGGUCGACCUCUCCCAUAGCAACUUCACUAGAUAUGGAUUUAAAAUUGCCGAGUUUUGAUCAGUUUUUAAAGCCAGUACCAGAUGAGGAUAAAUCAGCGCCUCGACUUCCCUCUUAUUCGGAGUCUUUAGACGUUGCAGCUCCUCCAUCUACAACCCAUCCGGCCAUCGUAAGCGUUCUUAAGGCGCCCACUUAUCAUACACUGAAAUCUCCAAAAGCCAAAUCAUUACUUAGCCCUGCCAGACCUGCACUCUCACCCGUCCAUUCGCUGCCACCCUCUCCUCUUACUGUCAGUCCAGCGGCUAGAAUUGUUAGUCCAGCAAGAUGCAGUACUACUAGUUGUAGUCCGCGAGCUCGGCUCGUUUUACCAACUUCAUCUACGCCCUCAGCUCCCGCUACUGCAGCCAACAGCAACUCACGCAAACCGCCGGACAUGAGCGUCCCGCUCACGCCAAUAGACGAGCCCGGAGACGUGAUUAGCAACAAAGCGUUGCCUUCAAUCUCGGCCCUAUUACCGCCGCUCGAUCAAGACUCUACACCCCCAACUUCGCCCAAUAACCGAAAGGUCGAUAUUAAUCAAAAUCACCAGAUGGCGCGAAGAGAAAGUAUUGUUUGUAGGUUACGCAAAGCCUUAAAAGGAGUAGGAGCAAAAAUGGGACCAGUUGCAGAACUAUUAAAAGACGGCUGUUUAGAAUCAUGGGUCGAUGAGCAAUUGAAUAGUAGUGGAGACGAAAUGCCAAACUCUCCACCGCCCUCUCCAGACGGUUUAAAUGCGUUUUCUACAAAUGAACUACUCGACGAACUAAUGUCGAGAAGAUCUUCCUCAUGCGUGUGCGGCUUAAUUUUCAACGAUCGCACUCAUUUAGCCAUUCAUCGAGUGCUGCACGAUCCGCACAGGCCGGCGUCCUGCUCAAUGUGCAACGAACAUUUUGCUACCUGGUGUGAAUUUAUCGAGCACCUAAAUACCGGAUCGGGAUGCAAAUGA
This is a messenger RNA of Dimorphilus gyrociliatus, 2743 nucleotides long. The record is from the annotation of a GenBank genome assembly. NCBI's taxonomy places the organism in Eukaryota, Metazoa, Annelida, Polychaeta, Dinophilidae.